Molecule: messenger RNA, 1971 nt
Organism: Peronospora belbahrii
Lineage: Eukaryota; Oomycota; Peronosporomycetes; Peronosporales; Peronosporaceae
Source: the annotation of a GenBank genome assembly
AUGUAUCCUACUACUGCUACUACUGCACCUCAUCAUGGCGCUAUUCGUUCUCCCACAUCAUCCAUUGAGCUGUCACUAAGUGCUAAUCAUCUCAAAGACCGUGAUAUCAUUUCGAAAUCUGAUCCAUUUGCCGUCCUUUACGUUAAAUGUGGAACUCAAUGGACUCAAUUGGGCAAGACAGAGGCAAAGAAGAAUGAGCUAAAUCCAACAUGGAUUAAGCUUUUUAUCCUCGAGUUUCACUUUGAAUCCAUACAACAACUAAAAGUGGAGGUUUACGACCAGGACAGCUCGUCUCCUGGUAAGCUCAAGGAACAAGACUUUAUUGGCAAGGCAGAGUUUACACUGGGUCAAUUGAUGGGAGCUCCAGGUCAGAGUGGAUCCUUCUUGCUCACCCGAGAAAAGAGCACGACGGUAAAGCACCAAGGCACACUUCUAGUGAAGGCUGAAGAAGUCAAAGCUUCUAGCGAGGCCGUGCGACUUCGCUUUUGUGCCACAGGUUUGGCUAAUAUGGACGGGAUCUUUGGCAAGAGUGAUCCGUUCCUCGUGAUCAGUCGUCUCCGAGAAGAUGGUGAAUCUUGGACACAAGUGCAUCGGACGGAGACCAUCGACAACAACUUGAACCCUAAUUGGAAACGAUUUGAGCUUCCACUGCAACAGCUUUGCAAUGGCGACUACAAGCGCCCUUUGAGUCUGCAGGUGUUUGACGAAGACCGUGGUGGUAAAUCAGAACUGAUUGGACAAGUGCAAACUACACUGGAAGAAAUUCAAGGAAAGCGAGGGACCAACUUUGUGUUGCACAAUGAGAUGCUGAAGAAGAAAAAGGGUAAGAAGUAUACAAAUGCAGGGCUGCUUGUGGCCGCGGAGGCGGACAUCUAUCGUGAGCACACUUUCAUCGACUACCUUCGCGGUGGAUUGGAAAUAAGCUUGAUUAUUGGUAUUGACUACACGGAGUCAAAUGGUCCACCAAAUGAUCCUCGCAGCCUUCAUUUUAUCGACCCUCGUGGACCAAACCAGUAUCAACACGCAAUUUCAUCGACAGUUUCUAUUUUGCAAGAGUAUGAUGCAGAUAAAAAAUUUCCGGUGUAUGGAUUUGGUGGAAUUCCUCCAGGGGCGUACGACGUGGAUCACUGCUUUCCACUAAAUUUGAACCCGUCGAACCCGGAGGUAGCGGGGUCUCAUGGAGUUCUGCAGCUCUAUACGUCAUCUCUCGGGCAUGUUCGCCUCCAUGGGCCAACGUUUUUUGCCCCCCUCAUUAAUCAGUCUUUGCGCAUCGCGAAUCAGUUCAAUGACCCCCGCAAGCAGAAAUACUUUGUGCUACUUAUUAUCACAGAUGGUGCCAUUAUGGACAUGCAGGCAACCAUUGAUGCGCUGGUUGAGGCGUCUCACGUAGCUCCGCUAUCAAUUGUUAUCAUUGGAGUGGGUCCAGCUGAUUUUUCGUCUAUGGUUGCCCUUGACGGGGAUGGAGGGAAGUUGCGUGCCAGCAAUGGGCGUGUGUCUGCACGCGAUAUCGUACAAUUUGUUCCGUAUAACCGCUUUGCGGGGUACGCAGACGCACUAACGAGAGAAACGCUUGCAGAAAUUCCCUACCAGCUCUGUCAGUUCAUGAAAGUGCGGGGUGUCCCGCCCAACCCGGCUCUUGCGCCUACAUAUAAUGUGUUCUCUGCACCGUGUGAGUCCGAAUCAGGGGCACCACUACCAUCUGCUUCUCAGCCUUCUUACGCUGAAGUCGCUCCACCAGCACAACAGCAGCAUCCUGCGCAAACUAUUGGACAACACGCACCGCAAGGGUAUUCCACUCAAGCACCAUCUCAAGGUUAUCAACAAGGAGAUUAUGCUUUGCAGCAAGGCUACCCGUCUCAAGGACCGCCUCAGGGAUAUCAGCAGCAAGGAGGAUACCCUUUUCAAGGCUAUCCUGCCCAGGGUCCACCAUCUCAUGGAGCAGCGCCAGGAUAUCCAGGUUAUCGUGGCUGA